CAGGGCCUCGAUUACUACGGUAAGGGACCCCAAAUGGAGUUAGGCUGCGGGUGAGCGCCUGCGCUCAGAGUGCCAAUCUCCCGGUUCUUCCAGACCCCAAGCAAUGUAGAAGAUUCAGGUCCUUAACCUCUGGAGACAUCGUUCCUCUCACUGAACGCCUUUCCACCCAUUUUAUCUUCCUACUCCUGCUGACCUCCUUGGAGUCUCUGAGGCUGCUAGUCAGGCAAUCUGUUGGGCACUCCGAGCGCGGGGUCCUCGCGGCUUUCUCUGCUGCUUCAGCUUCGGUCCAGAGAGGACCCGGCACCGAAUCACUUACUUGCCCAGGUGUCGGGAAAAUGAUCCACAGUCUAUUUCUCAUCAACUGCUCUGGCGACAUAUUUCUAGAAAAACACUGGAAGAGCGUUGUAAGCCAGUCUGUCUGUGACUAUUUCUUUGAAGCGCAGGAGAAAGCUGCUGAUGUUGAAAAUGUACCACCUGUCAUUUCAACACCUCACCACUACCUCAUCAGCAUCUACCGGGAUAAGCUCUUCUUCGUGUCUGUCAUACAGACGGAAGUGCCGCCUCUCUUUGUAAUUGAGUUUUUGCAUAGAGUUGCUGACACUUUUCAGGACUACUUUGGUGAGUGUUCAGAAGCUGCAAUUAAGGAUAAUGUGGUCAUCGUGUAUGAACUCUUGGAAGAAAUGUUAGACAACGGAUUCCCACUGGCUACUGAAUCUAACAUUUUGAAAGAACUGAUUAAGCCACCAACAAUUCUACGUUCUGUCGUCAAUUCUAUUACAGGCAGUAGUAAUGUUGGGGACACACUCCCCACUGGGCAGCUAUCCAACAUCCCAUGGCGUCGAGCAGGAGUCAAGUACACGAACAAUGAGGCCUAUUUUGAUGUAGUUGAAGAAAUAGAUGCAAUUAUAGAUAAAUCAGGAUCUACAGUAUUUGCAGAAAUUCAGGGGGUCAUCGAUGCUUGCAUUAAGCUCUCUGGUAUGCCUGAUCUCUCUCUCUCUUUCAUGAACCCACGGCUUCUAGAUGAUGUCAGCUUCCACCCGUGCAUCCGAUUCAAACGUUGGGAAUCAGAAAGAGUUUUGUCAUUUAUUCCUCCAGAUGGGAAUUUCCGACUCAUAUCAUACCGUGUCAGCUCACAGAAUCUUGUGGCAAUACCAGUAUAUGUGAAACACAGUAUCAGCUUUAAGGAAAACAGCUCUUGUGGCAGAUUUGAUAUAACAAUUGGACCAAAACAGAAUAUGGGAAAAACUAUUGAAGGAAUCACAGUGACUGUUCACAUGCCAAAAGUUGUGCUGAAUAUGAAUCUGACACCAACACAAGGCAGCUAUACAUUUGAUCCAGUAACCAAGGUACUAGCAUGGGAUGUGGGGAAAAUUACUCCACAAAAGCUCCCAAGUCUUAAAGGUCUGGUAAAUUUACAGUCAGGAGCACCCAAGCCAGAAGAAAAUCCAAGCCUCAACAUACAGUUCAAGAUCCAGCAGCUUGCUAUUUCAGGCUUAAAAGUGAACCGCUUGGACAUGUAUGGGGAGAAGUAUAAGCCAUUUAAAGGAGUCAAGUAUGUCACAAAAGCUGGGAAGUUUCAAGUGAGAACAUGAGAGGAGACCAAAAUUCCUUAAGAUGUUUCAAGUGUAUUACAAUUUAUUACUAUUAGGUACCAAGUAGUGGGAAUACAUAUAAAGCAUUUGUGUCAAGCUACAAUGCUAACAAAGUUGCUUAGUAUCAAUAUAGGGUUCUUAAGGAGCUUUAAGCUAAGGAAAGUUUUCUAAAGACUUAGCUUAUUUUGUAUCUUUUCACUUAGGAAAAGAUUUAGAUGAUUUCUUCCAAAGGGGCUACCAGCUGAAUGCUGCACACUGUAAUAGUAAAGGCAGAAGGCUACAGUGGUAGCCUCUCCUAAAGCCAGUGAACUGGUCUCCUCCACCAGCAGAAACUGUCUCAGCCAUGAUGUGUCAAGUGUAUCCAAGUGUCACACCUUCUGAUGUUAGCCAUCUCAAAUCAGUGUCUGUCCCACAAGAGGAGAUUCCCCCACCCCAAGAAGUUUACAGAAAACUGCCUCUUCAAGUGUUUGCCUUAUUCAGCUUUUCACUUGUGCCAUUAAGCAAGCACUGUAGCAAAAGCCACCUCCACAUGGCCCUGGCAGGGAGCACUGCUGCUCCAUGCUCCAUUCUCACUGUACUUGGUAUUAUAUUUUUUUAUGAAUGAGAUUUUUAUGUAAAGCUCAGAUUUUGAUUUACAAGGACUUCGCUGCAGUAGAUACACCAUCAGUCAUCAUCAGUCCAGCUGCUAGACAGCACAAAGUUAUUUGCAUCAAAGGGCAAAUACUUUAUUAAGCUAACAAAAGGGAACACUACUUCUGCCUUUAGGAAGUUAAUGCAGGCACAAGUGUUUGUGCUUUUAAACAAAUUAAACUCUAGCCUUAGUUAGCCUGAAAGUCUCAUGCCCUAGUUUAGCAAAAGGAGGAAAACAUACCUGCUUCACUACUGUUAUUUUUCUCUUUUCAAUCUUUUAUCUUUUGGGGCUUAGAUGGUUGGAUUUACCUGUAUGCCUGUAUUUGGAGGAGCUCCUAUUUCACCUUAGAUAUAUCCCAACACCAUUGUGAUAGGCACCUUCCCAAAACUCCCCACCUCGUUAAAAUGUGACUGAAGCACUCAAGUGUCUAGCUUUACUGUGCACACAAAGAGCAUUAUACUGAAGGACAAACAAUAUCCUCAGUAAUGUUUUAUAUCAAUCAUUACACUUAGAAAGUCAGUCUGAUUCAUUCCAUCCUGCAUCAAUUGCUUGGAGAUCCUUAUGUGGUGAUCUUGCCUCAUUAAACAUAAAGAAAAUGGAGGAAGACUCAAAGAUGUAAGUGCUUGCACUUCCUAUAUCCCCUUGCUUUUCUUUAGACGAUUAGUUCUCUUGUACCGUGGCCUAUUAUUUUCUUUCACCUCUCCUUUACCAUGCUAUUUAUGAUACAUGCUCACUCCUUGCUGGAGUGUUGAUGAUGGAGUAGCAUUGUUACUAUUAAUGUCAUCUAAUUAGAAAGGCUAGGUUUUGCAGCUUCAAAUAGAAAUUUGAGUGAUCAAUGUUAGAUUGGCAGCUUUAAGUUGAAAUACAAAGUAUUUAUUCCCUUUGGCUAUCUAGCUCUGGUUUUAAUAUCCUGUCUUUACCUCAAAAACAAUCAUAGACUGUCCAACAUUCCUCCUGUGCAGUCUUGUCUAUCAAAGUGGGACAUAUACCAAGAGUCCCUCGUCUCUAAUAAUUUCUGCUAAAACAGCCAAGCAGGCCAUGUUCCUUUACAGUUAAAUCGUUGUAUUUAUUAAUUUGAUAGAGCCCAGUAAGUCCUUUCCCUGGCUCUGGCUAUAAUGUCAAUAAAAAUGUGAAAGCAACAAA
Phodopus roborovskii (desert hamster) is the source of this 3366-nucleotide messenger RNA. It is a transcript of the gene Ap3m1, whose product is annotated as adaptor related protein complex 3 subunit mu 1. The transcript has 9 exons. Gene Ontology annotation, biological process: intracellular protein transport; endocytosis. The record is from RefSeq and is a predicted model, not a curated record. The coding region runs from base 336 to 1592 and encodes 418 amino acids. NCBI's taxonomy places the organism in Eukaryota, Metazoa, Chordata, Mammalia, Rodentia, Cricetidae. Gene Ontology annotation, cellular component: clathrin adaptor complex; cytoplasmic vesicle.